Molecule: messenger RNA, 3616 nt
Organism: Cololabis saira (Pacific saury)
Lineage: Eukaryota; Metazoa; Chordata; Actinopteri; Beloniformes; Belonidae
Gene: gtf3c3
Product: general transcription factor IIIC, polypeptide 3
Exons: 19
Coding region: 236-3067 (943 amino acids)
Biological process (GO): transcription by RNA polymerase III
Cellular component (GO): transcription factor TFIIIC complex
Molecular function (GO): protein binding
Source: RefSeq, a predicted model, not a curated record
AAAAGCGUAGUUUCAUGUGUGGUUUGUAGCUUAGAUCCUUAAUUGUAGAAGUAAAUGGUUUUGAAUACGGCAGUUAUUUAACAUAUCUUCUUUCUACACGGCUUUCUGUGUUACAGGCAAGAGGGACUUUACAAGCGUGGAGAGAAAAACCUGCAGAUGUAAAUAUUCCCAGAGACUGAUGUAAACAUGAGCUGAUGCCUUUGACUGGAAGAAAUAACUAUCCACCAGUAUAAAUAUGUCAGGUUUCAGUUCUGAGUUAAUCGAGUAUUUGGAAGGAAGAAUAACUUUUGAAGAGUUCGACCGGAGAAGAGGAGACCGGAAAGCCGAGGAGUCAGGAGCAGUAGCAGAAGAUGUUGAAAACAACGCUGAACCCUCCACCUCGGAGCAAGCGCUGUCAAAAAUUGAGGAAGGAGUCAGCCCAGGAGUCCAGCUGGCCUUCUCUUCCAUUCUGAGAGAAACUGCAGACCUGCCAUCGUCAGAGGAAGAGGAGAAAGAGGAGGAGGAAGAUACCCUGAGCUUUGUCGACGAUGAAAACGAUGAAGACUACAAUGCAGAGGAUGACAUGGGGAGAAAGGCGAAGACUGAAGAGAGAGAGAAGAGGCGACGGGUGAGAGGGGGAAGAAAAAGGGUUAGCAGGAAAAAAAAACUGUCCCGGGCAGAGGAGGAUGCAGAGGAUGCAGAGGAUGCGGAGGACGCGGAGGAUUUGACAGUAGGAGACGUGUUUGCCCUGGAGAUGGAGCUGAACCGAGAAAAUAAAAAGUUUAUGAAGGGGCGUCGUCAUGGCAGCAAGCUGCCUCAGGCUCUCAGGGGCCUGAUGGGAGAAGCCAAUAUUCGCUAUGCAAGGGGAGAAAAGGACGAUGCCAUCCUGAUGUGUAUGGAAAUCAUAAGACAGGCUCCCCUGGCCUAUGAGCCUUUUUCGACGUUGGCCAUGAUUUACGAGGAUAACGAGGACAUGAACAAAGCGCUCCAGUUCGGCCUCAUCGCCGCCCACCUCAACCCCUCCGACUGUGAGGAGUGGAUUCGAAUGGCUGAAAUGUCUCUGGAGCAGGACAACAUCCGACAAGCCAUCAUUUGCUACAGCAAAGCUAUCAAAUACGACCCCACCAACGUGCGGUAUCUGUGGGAGCGCUCCAGCCUCCACAUGCGUUUGGGGGAACACAGACAGUGCAUGGACGGUUACCGCAGGAUCCUGUCUUUGCUCCCAAUGGAAGAUGGAGAGCACUUCAUGCAGCUCUCCAAGGACAUGGCCAAAAGUUACUACGAGAGCAAUGACCUGCCUGCAGCCCUAAGUGUGAUUGAAGAAGCUUUGUCAAGACAUCCCACCUUGGUUAGUGACGACAUGAUCAACAUGGCAGCAGAACUGUACAUUUCCAACCACCAGUACAACGAGGCCAUGCAGGUCUUGGUCCGAUUUGCAGGUAUUGUUUUAAUUACAGGAAAUUCGGAACAUGCAACACAACAGCAUGAAGAGGAAGUGACCAAGGAGCAAGAGGAGACGGAUGAAGACGGCACAAAGUCAAGUACCACUGAAGAAAUGGCAGCAGUGGAAAACUGUGAAGUACCAGACAGUGUCCCAGUGGACCUGAAGGCCAAGCUUAUCGUCUGCCUCAUACACCUGAACGUCUUUAUGCCUCUGGAAGGCUUAGUUUCCUCACUGAUGGAGCAGAGUCCAGAGGAGAUUGGUGACUUGUACCUGGACAUAGGUGAAGCUUUCCUCGAGAAGGGAGAGUACAUGUCUGCUCUGCCUUUACUGUCUGCCCUCAUCAUAACGGACAAGUACAAUCUAGCUGUUGUUUGGCUCCGACAUGCAGAGUGUCUGAAAGCUCUGGGUCACAUGGAGGCUGCAGCAGACAGCUAUACGAAGGUCGUGCAGAUGGCACCGCAGCACCUAGAGGCCCGGCUCUCCCUCGCCACUCUGCAGCAGCAGCUGGGUCGGAUGGAUUGUGCUCUGAAAGCGCUCGAGUCCAUGUACGAUAGUGACAUAUUGGCACAAGAUUCAUCAGCUGCACAGAAGGAAUUAAAGCUUCUGCUGCAUCGCUCCACACUGCUGAAGGCACAGGGCCAGAAGCAGGACUACCUGGAUGCUAUGAUUACCAUGAUUUCAAUGCUGCUUAAGGUGGCCAUGCAACGGGCUAAGGUGUGUGUGAGUUCUGUAAUCCUGUCAGGAGAGAAUCACCUUAGGUUGGUCAAAGUUGAGGACAUGCUGCCAGAGAUUGCUGACCAUGAAACAGCUUACCUGGAUAAUACAGGUAAAACCAAUGUUUUGUCCAAAGAGGACUGGUGGCAGCUCCUGGUGAGCUGUGUGCUGAUGCUGUGUGAGGUGAAGCGCUACACGGAGGCCGAACUCCUCGUGGAGUCGGCCAUGGAGUUCUACUCCUUCUAUGACAAUAAGCCUAGGAGGAAAGAACUGGAGUUUUUUGGCCUGUCUGCCACCAUCCUUGACCACAACUACUACAAGGCCUACAACUACAUCAGAUUGAUGCUUAUGGAAAAUGUUAAUCUGCCUCAGCUUUGGAAUGUUUUCAACCAGCUGACAAUCACCUCCCAACAUCAGCGUCACCACCGCUUCUGUUUGCGUCUACUGUUAAAACAUCCCGACAACCACGCCUUGUGUGUCCUCUGCGGACACAAUGCCAUGGUGUCAGGGAGCUUCAAGCAUGCUUUGGGCCAGUAUGUUCAAGCCUUACAGACUCACCCUGACAACCCGUUGCACAGUCUGUGUGUGGGUCUCACAUUCUUCCACAUGGCAUCUCAGAAAUAUGUAGCGAAACGGCACGCACUGGUGCUGCAGGGUUUCUCCUUCCUGUGGCAGUAUGUGCAGUUGCGCGGAGAGUGUCAAGAGAGUAUGUACAACUUGGGCCGAGCGCUGCACCAGAUGGGCCUCGCACAUUUAGCCAUACAUUACUACCAAAAGGCCCUUAAACUACCUGCACAUAAAUUGGAUGGCAUCAUGGACCAUCAAGUUGAUCUGAAGAUGGAGAUUGCUUUUAACUUGUCACUUAUCUACCAGGCCAGUGGGAACAUGAGGAUGGCCCAGGAGCUUAUUAAAACAUAUUGUGUUGUUUGAAAAUGUAUAGACACGUUGAGACACCAGUUCAUUUUUUGGCUACUAAAUUGCUGUGAAAAUGUGAUGGUCUCAGAAUUCAGUAUUCAUCAAAGCAGAACCUAAUUAAAAAAUUUUUAAAAUCUGCAAGAAUUUUACUGUUGUAUAAAACUAUCAGUUACAAAAAAUUUAACUGAAGAGAAAGACAAGAAAUGUAGAAAAGAAAAAUAUAGAAACUAAGACAAAACUAAAAGAAAUCUAAUGAAAUACACACUAUGGUAUUUAUUCAUUUAAGUGUUUACAUUAUAUCAGUGGUUCCCAACCUUUUCCAACUCAGAGCCCCCUUUUUGUUUUCAUGUGUCUAAAUAAAAUCUUUUCGUUAAAUAGAUCACCAUAAAGACCAGUUAGAAGUGAAGAACCUGCCCAGAACCAGAACCGUCUAUUUUCUGUAGUUCCACCAACAAAUGACUUCUACUAGUGUUUUCUUUCUAAAAUGAAUCUGAGCCAGAACCGAAAGGCUAACUGGAUCUUGUUCAUGUGAAUUAAAGUGUUUUAUAUGUAAAAGUGCAGAAA